This is a messenger RNA of Suillus paluster, 1646 nucleotides long. RefSeq lists its product as uncharacterized. Gene Ontology annotation, biological process: COPI coating of Golgi vesicle. Lineage: Eukaryota; Fungi; Basidiomycota; Agaricomycetes; Boletales; Suillaceae. The coding region runs from base 59 to 1483 and encodes 474 amino acids. Gene Ontology annotation, molecular function: GTPase activator activity. The record is from RefSeq and is a predicted model, not a curated record. The transcript is spliced from 6 exons.
CUCACAAGCCUCGACUUCUCAACGAACAAGCUCACUGAUCAGCUUAGUGUAAGCAACCAUGGCGGACCCUACAAAGGCGGAAUCAGAGCAGAUCUUCAAAGUGCUCAGAUUGCAGAAAGGCAACAAGAUGUGCUUUGAUUGUCAGGCUCGGAAUCCGACCUGGUCUAGUGUGACAUUUGGGGUUUAUAUCUGCCUAGACUGCUCUAGCGUUCAUCGGAACAUGGGCGUUCACAUAACUUUUGUCCGAUCUACGAAUCUCGACAGCUGGCAGCUAAACCAGCUUCGUACCAUGAAAGUCGGCGGCAACACGUCAGCGACCGAGUUUUUCACGCGACAUGGCGCUACGGCCCUUCUCAAUGAUUCAGACACUAAGAAGAAGUACUCGUCUCGUGCUGCUGAGCUAUACAAGGAAGAACUUGCGAGACGAGUGAAGGAAGAUAUCGCAAAAUUCCCUACACGUAUCGUGGUUGAUGGUGUCGAUGCCUCUCCUGCGAGUGCUGAAGCUGCGCCGGCAGAGGAGGAUUUCUUCUCUUCAUGGGAAAAACCCGCUACCUCCAAAACACCUUCUUCAGCUCCCAUAGCUCCCCCUAUGAUUGGGCGGCUAGCAUCGACCGGCUCGACCGUCUCUCGAACAGCCACGUCUAGUUCUAUACGAUCGAACUCUAGCACCUCUACAAAUGGCGCCGCUAAGCUCGGCGCAACGCGUUUAACAUCAUCCACUUCUGCGAUCGGUUCAUCGGCGACCGCUACAUCCCAGAAGAAAUCCAAGCUUGGUGGCCUCGGUGCAAAGAAAGCAGCCGCGCCUAUAGAUUUCGCAGAAGCGGAGCGUAAAGCUGCAGAGGAAUCUGAGCGUAUCAAACAACUUGGAUAUGACAGACAACGUGAGGAGGAGGAAGAGCGCGCGCAGAAAGAGGCAGAAAAGGUGGCUGCAUCACAGGCGAAGGUCAAGGCUGCCGAUAAUACCAUCCAAGCGAGCACGAUGCCGGGCAAAGUUGACUUGCAGAAGGGCAACAGCCAAGAUCUUGAGAGGCUGGGUAUGGGCUUCCGCAAGCUUGGCUUUGGUGGAGUUCCAACUGCAUCACCUUCAUCCACUGCGCGAUCAAGUCCUGCUAAUGAUGACGCACCAACCACUGCACGAGACAAGUUUGGGAGCCAAAAAGCUAUCUCCUCCGACAUGUACUUCGGCCGAAAGGAUUACGACCCUACUUUUGUCUCCGAGUCUCAAUCUCGUUUACAAAACUUCCAAGGCGCCACAUCUAUCUCCUCUAACCAAUACUUUGGCCGCGAAGAAGAAGAUGAGUUCGAGCGUGCUAGUUCAGAUGGCGGGUUGUUGGGCGAUGGCAGUCUCUCGAAUCUCGAAGUUGCUGCGAGAGAUGCCAUAUCAAGAGUCAUGGCGAAUCCUGAUGUCCAGAACGUCGGGGAGAGCAUUCGGACCGGUGCAUUGAAACUUUCGGAUUAUCUGGCGCAGAUGUCUCAGCAUUAAGUUGGGCGAUGUGCCAUAUACCCUCUCCGAUACAUCUCGGGUUCUUUUGUUAUCUUUUCAUACACGCGCUUGUAGUUACUUUUGGGAAUGGGCUACCAGAAUUGUGUGGUCAAGUUUCAUAAGCCACGUGGUUUUCAGCGGUGUUGUUUGGCAAGAGCCUCUG